Molecule: messenger RNA, 1604 nt
Organism: Dromiciops gliroides (monito del monte)
Lineage: Eukaryota; Metazoa; Chordata; Mammalia; Microbiotheria; Microbiotheriidae
Gene: TST
Product: thiosulfate sulfurtransferase
Exons: 3
Coding region: 451-1347 (298 amino acids)
Biological process (GO): transsulfuration
Cellular component (GO): mitochondrion
Molecular function (GO): thiosulfate-cyanide sulfurtransferase activity
Source: RefSeq, a predicted model, not a curated record
AAACAAGGGGGAACUGGCCCAAGGACGAAUGGCGUGGGACUGAGAAAACCUAGAUCUUAGGACUGUCCGGGGCAUCUGGAGGAUAACCCCGCCACUACCACCACCACUCCCCACUUUGGACAGGACGGGAAACGGAGACCCCGGGAGGGAAGGGAACUUGCCCAAAGUCACACAGCUAGGAGCCAGUCGAGGCAGGAUUUCCAGGCCAGGUCCACACCGUUCAGGUCCAGAGCUCUGACCACAGCUCCCAGCCACCUCUCCUGAGGACCAGUGAGGGGGAGGAGUGAAAGGGAGCAAAGGAGAAGGGGGAGGGGUAGUAGACCGGGAAGGGACGGCCACAGCCCAGGGGCCAAGGUCCCCUGCCCUUCCCCCAUCCCCACCUUCCUGCACCUCCUGCCUAAGCUAAUUCUCUCUGAGUUGGAGGUUUCUGGCAGAGGCUCUAGGCUCGUCAUGGUGCAGCAACAGGUGCUCUACCGGGCUCUAGUUUCCACCAAGUGGUUGGCCGAGUCGGUCCGCGCCCGGAAGCUGGGCCCGGGCCUGCGGGUGCUCGACGUGUCCUGGUACCCACCUCUGCAGCGCAACGCGCGCCAGGAGUACCAGGAACGCCACAUCCCCGGCGCCUCCUUCUUCGACAUCGAGGAGUGCCGGGACCAGGCGUCUCCCUACGAGAUGAUGCUGCCCAGCGAGGCCUCCUUCGCCAGCUACGUGGGCCGCCUGGGCAUCAGCAACAACACGCACGUGGUGGUGUACGACGGCGACGACCUGGGCAGUUUCUACGGCCCGCGAGCCUGGUGGAUGUUCCGGGUCUUUGGCCACCGCACCGUGUCGGUGCUCAAUGGGGGCUUCCGCAACUGGCUGCAGGAGGGGCACCCGGUGACCUCGGAGCCCACGAACCCCGAGCCCGCGGUCUUCAAAGCCAGGCUCGACAAUUCCCUGCUCAAGACUUAUGAGCAGAUGAUGGAAAACCUCGAGUCCAAGCGCUUCCAGAUGGUGGACUCCCGGUCCCGGGGGAGGUACCUGGGGACAGAGCCGGAGCCUGAUAGCAAAGACCUGGAACCCGGCCACAUCCCCGGUAGCCUGAACAUGCCCUUCACAGAGUUCCUGACGGCAGAAGGCUUUGAGAAGAGCCCCGAGGAGAUCCGGGCUAUGUUCAAGGAGAAGAAAGUGGACCUCUCGAAGCCACUCAUUGCCACCUGCCGCAAGGGGGUCACCGCUUGCCACAUCGCCCUUGCCGCCUACCUCUGUGGCAAGCCUGAUGUAGCCGUAUAUGAUGGCUCCUGGUCUGAGUGGUUCCGGCGGGCACCCCCCAAGCUUCGGGUCUCCCAAUGGAAGGGAGGGAAAGCCUGAGGAGGGAUGGGGAAAGGAGGAGACUCGACUCUCUCCCUGCCCUCUCCCUUCUCUUAGAUCAACCACUUGGGCUGUUGAGGAUCUAAGGGCUCAUCUUUGCCUUACCUACAAUCCUCUCUGAAAUGAUGUCUGGUUUAUACUUUUGUUUUUCCUUACUAGUUUUUGUAAAAGGGAUCAAAGAGCUUCUGGGGUAGCUGUACAAAGACUUCCCUCAUCCUUCCUUGUCAGCUCUGGAAUAAACUCUACUUUUUCUGAGA